Molecule: messenger RNA, 771 nt
Organism: Dentiscutata erythropus
Lineage: Eukaryota; Fungi; Glomeromycota; Glomeromycetes; Diversisporales; Gigasporaceae
Source: the annotation of a GenBank genome assembly
AUGAGUACUGCGGAUGAGGGACAGUCUAUCCCAAACGCAGACGCUGAAAAACCCACAGAGCCCGUUGACAAUGAAACUAAAACUUCGGAGACAGCUGACGACGCUGCGAAAGUUAAACAGGAAGAAAAUGCAGUCAAAACUGAGACUGAUAAACCUGUCAAUGCUGAUGUAGUUGCAACUAAUAGUGAUGAGGCUGCAACUAAAUCUGAAGAGACUGCAACUAAAUCUGAGGAGCCUGCAACUAAAUCUGAGGAGCCUGCAACUGAAUCUGAGGAGCCCGCAAUCAAAGCUGAGGAGCCCGCAACCAAAGCUGAGGAGCCCGCAACCAAAGCUGAGGAGCCUGCAACCAAAGCUGAGGAGCCUGCAACCAAAGCUGAGGAGCCUGCAACCAAAGCUGAAGAGCCUACAACCAAAGCUGAAGAGCCUGUAACCAAAGCUGAAGAGCCUGUAACCAAAGCUGAAGAGCCUGCAACCAAAGCUGAAGAGGCUGUAACUGACGCAUCAAAUAAGGAAACCGUGACUAAGACCGAAGAACCUACAGCAGUGACUACGACCGAUACAGCAGCGACUGCGACCGACACAGUAGCCAAGACUACAGAGAAUCAAGCUAAGGCAGAAGUUCCAGUGAAUGAAACUAAUACCGAAGCUACCAGAGAGAUUACAAAGGAUCAAUCAUCAUCAGAUGUAAACAAAGAUCUUCCAAAAGUUCCAUCUCCAAAGAGAAAGAGCAUUUUGGCGAGGGCUAAGAGCUUCUUCACCCGAAAACAGUAA